Messenger RNA from Talaromyces atroroseus, 1587 nucleotides. RefSeq lists its product as hypothetical. Lineage: Eukaryota; Fungi; Ascomycota; Eurotiomycetes; Eurotiales; Trichocomaceae. Gene Ontology annotation, cellular component: mitochondrial inner membrane. The coding region runs from base 1 to 1587 and encodes 528 amino acids. The record is from RefSeq and is a predicted model, not a curated record. The transcript is spliced from 2 exons. Gene Ontology annotation, molecular function: A2-type glycerophospholipase activity. Gene Ontology annotation, biological process: cardiolipin acyl-chain remodeling.
AUGCCGUCGGUCGAAGCUGUCAAUCAGAGUGAUGAUGGCCUGCACCGUCAUACUUCGCCGGAUGCGCUGGACUCGCAGUCCAAACUACCCCAUUCGGUGACGCAUGGCAUGAGAUCGGCAUCAAACUCUUGGUUUCCGAUGGGCAUGAGAGAAGGCUGGAGUCAAUGGUGGCGAAAGGCGCCCGCUGCAGCGGCAGAGCACAAAGUCCUUUCAUGCAUUCCCUACCUCCGAGAGGCCCCUACUCAGCGACAAACAGGCAAUGCUGCGAGCGCUCCCAAUUCUCCCACUGCGACCGACAGUUUGCAGACAGCCGAUCCUACUCAAUCCGGCGAUGAGGCUAUAAACUCCAACGAUGACCCAUACGGGCCUCGUCGCUGGCGCUCACGGAUGGUUGAGCUAAGCGGCAAGAAUCGGGCCCUUAACGAGUUCUCUGUUGAACGUCUGAAUGAGACAGUCGAUCAAAACCUUGUGAUUCUGCACGGGUAUGGUGCUGGCCUUGGUUUCUUCUACAAAAAUUUCGAGCCAUUGAGUCGCGCGAAAGGUUGGCAGCUUUAUGCGUUGGAUAUGCUGGGUAUGGGCCGCAGCACACGGCCGCCGUUCAAGAUCAAGGCGACUGAUCGCCAAGAAGCUAUUACUGAGGCGGAGAAUUGGUUCAUUGACGCGCUGGAGGAAUGGCGAGUGAAACGCAAGAUUGAUCGUUUCACGCUAAUGGGCCAUAGUAUGGGAGGUUACCUAGCUACCGCAUACGCUCUUAAAUACCCUGGUCGCCUGAACAAGCUGAUUCUCGUUUCGCCGGUGGGGGUUCCGGAGAACCCAUAUGCCGUUAAUGAGGCGAUGCCGGCGCCCUCCGAGUCCACUACGGGGGGAAAUGAUAACGGUAGUUCUCUAAAUGGACGUCAGCCAGAUUCAGCCGGUCCUCCACGCCCCCGCUUAGGGCGCUUCAUUACUUACCUCUGGGAUGCUAAUGUCUCCCCCUUCAGCUUCAUCCGCUGGUCUGGUCCUCUCGGCCCACGACUAGUUUCAGGCUGGACUUCUCGACGAUUCGCACAUCUACCGGCCGACGAAGCAGCAGCUCUACAUGACUACACAUACUCUAUCUUUCGACUUCGGGGCAGUGGCGAGUAUGCGCUCACAUACCUACUGGCACCUGGAGCAUUUGCACGAAGCCCCCUAAUUAACCGAAUUCAAGGCUUAGGCCGACAGGUCAUCCGGCCCAAUUCGCCCGCAGCAAUGCCACAUUCAUCAUCCAACUCAACUCCAGGCAUACCUACGCCAUCCGCGGGCUUACCAAACGAGGCUCGUUCCCAAAAUGAAAACGGCAUGCCUGUCGUUUUUAUGUAUGGUGACCACGACUGGAUGGAUGUCGCUGGUGGUUUCGCGGCGAAAGAAAAGCUGGACGAGGCAAAACGUCAAGCACUAAAGAACGCCACCGCCGAACAACGCCAGGCGGAUAAUGGCUCUGCCAAAGUUAUCAUCAUCAAGAACGCAGGCCACCAUCUUUAUUUAGAAGGAGAUAAAGAGUUUAAUAAGAUUGUCCUAGAGGAGAUGGAGGAUGUGCGACGAAGAGAGGCGAAACGUCAAUCAUAG